AUUUCCUUCUUCCUCUCUCUUUUUCUCUCUUUACACAUAAUUAAGCAAUUUCACUCUGUUCAUCAUGGCUUCUUCUGCUAUAUCCACAUGUAGCAGCAUGGAAAAUGCACCACCUUUGUACUUUGAUGAGAAGUGGAAGUUGUCAAAGAAGGAAGGGUCGACCAGGAGCAGAUCUUCAAGCACCCCUUUCAUGAAGAGUUCAACGCAGAAGAAGUGUGCUUUUGCUAGCAAGUGUGCUGUGCUUGUGAAGGAACAGAGGGCUCGUUUCUACAUCAUGAGGCGCUGCGUCACAAUGCUUAUCUGCUGGCGUGAUUACAGUGAUUCCUGAAGAAAAUGAAAAAAAAAGGGUUGAUGAGGGAGACACAAAGGGAUCUUGAGAGAGCUUAAAGUUCUCUCCUUUUCUUUUUCAUUUUUUUUUAAAGUACCCCCCUCUUCUUCCCUUUUGCAUAAAGAUCCUUUUUGGUGCUUCUUCCGUGGAAAUGGAGGCCAGUUUGAUCUUUUUGUUGGCGUCAGUCAAAAGAGGAAGAGAUAUACUUGUACAUAAAAAAUAAAAAUAAAAUUCUUGGCUAGAAAUUUUCAAUUUUUUUUUUUUUUUUUUAAGGAUGCUUUGAAGCUCCAUCAAUGGAGUGUCAUGUUUAUGCCUUCAAGGUGUUGCUUUUGUUAAGGUUUCUGGCUACCUGAUAAUAGAAGAAAAAAUAUU
Molecule: messenger RNA, 700 nt
Organism: Gastrolobium bilobum
Lineage: Eukaryota; Viridiplantae; Streptophyta; Magnoliopsida; Fabales; Fabaceae
Product: small polypeptide DEVIL 11
Exons: 1
Coding region: 65-328 (87 amino acids)
Biological process (GO): negative regulation of cell population proliferation
Source: RefSeq, a predicted model, not a curated record